Magnolia sinica is the source of this 2317-nucleotide messenger RNA. RefSeq lists its product as uncharacterized. Gene Ontology annotation, biological process: formation of translation preinitiation complex; translational initiation. The record is from RefSeq and is a predicted model, not a curated record. The transcript is spliced from 9 exons. Gene Ontology annotation, molecular function: translation initiation factor activity. NCBI's taxonomy places the organism in Eukaryota, Viridiplantae, Streptophyta, Magnoliopsida, Magnoliales, Magnoliaceae. The coding region runs from base 84 to 1934 and encodes 616 amino acids.
UCCACCCCUGAAUGCAGUCUUAUUUUUUGAGCAACAAAUUUGGACCUGGGUGAUUUGGACGAUACCAAUACCAGCUGCACACCAUGUUCAAGAAGGUAAUUGAGUCAAAGUCACUGCAACGCUUGUCUGGAGCUGAUAGGAAGAAGCUUAAGCGCACUGUAAAAGAGCAUUUUCCACAAGCCUCAGAUGCUGAUAUUGAUGUCAUACUUCCUCCAAAGGCAGAGAUAACGGUUGCCAAGUUUCCAAACCGAGUCCAUGUAUAUGGAGUAGAAGGAGGUUUUCCAAUGAUUUUUGAUGUUGAUGGGCGAGGAAACGAAAUUUUCCCCACGGUUUAUGCACUCUGGAAAGUUCCUGGGUUGUUGCCUGCAUUUGUUCUCAAGGGUGGUGAAGUAUCCCGCUUUGUCAUUGGGGGCGCAGAUCUGAUGUUCCCUGGCAUUAGUAUACCUCCAGAAGGUCUACCUUCAUUCUCAGCAGGACAGCCAUGGGCUGUGAAAGUGCCGGGCAAUCCGGCACCAAUUGCAGUUGGGAUUACGACAAUGAGUAGUUCAGAAGCAUUAAAAGCUGGUUUGCGUGGCAAGGCUUUGCGGAUCACACAUUAUUAUCAUGACUCACUGUGGGAAUCAGCCGAAGGUCAUUAUGUGCCCAAUGCAGGCUUCUUGGAAGAUGUCGUGCUUGAGGAUCCUGCUUCAUCAUCAGUUUCCCAAGUAUCUGAUUCUCAUGAAGAGGCUGAUAAUGCUUCAACUGAUUUACAUGAUGAUGUUAAUAAUGGUGAGGAGGGAGAUCCAGUUGAUGUGCUGGAUGUCCAUUCUGAACAAGAUGUUAAUGCCUCAUUGCAGAGAGAGCUUAAGGAUGAAAUUUCUGUGGAAAUGGCUGUUGAUAUGAGUGGUUUGAAGGUAUUGUCGGAUGGUGUUUCUGUUCAAGAGCUAAAUGAGAAGGAUCACCAUACUCUAUCCAGUGAAGAAGUGGAUGCUUUAUUGGACAAAUGCCUUUUGCAGGCUCUGCACACAACCGUUAAAGAUAAAGACCUUCCCAUACCAGGAAGCACAUUAUGGGCAAGCCAUAUUUUGCCUUGCAGGCCCUCAGGCGUCACUCUGGAUAUCAAGAAAUCAUCACACAAAAAACUUUCGAAGUGGUUACAAUCUAAAUCAUCUGCUGGACUAAUUUCAGCAAAGGAAGAUAAGCACAAAAAAGAGGUUGUGUUAAUAGCAGUUAACCAUCGUCACCCAGAUUACAUGUCCUUCAGACCAGAGAAGCGUCAAACUGAGGGUGUUGGUCAGAGCAUUGAUACUGCAGCUGGUGAAAACCGCCAGUCCAGAUUGCAGCUUGAGGUGGUGGAGAUCUAUAAAUCAAGCACACACGUCAAUCCUAUAUUUGCGUCUGUUGGAGCUGACACUGGAAGAUUUUUCACCGCAACAGAAGCUGCUGAUAUUGUCUUCAGGUAUGUGGAGAAUGAGAACUUAGUCAAGCCAAUGAACAAGGCAACUGUGGUUCUGGAUGCAACUCUAUGUGAUGCCCUCUACAAGGGAACUGUAAAAAAGGGGUCGAGCUACCCUACGGAGAUUCAUAAGAAGGAUUUGGGGCCGGCAUUUCUAAGCCGAAUGCAAGUCCACCACAGAGUGACGAGAGGAAAUGACUCGGCUGUGCGAAAGGGUGCACUUAAAGCGGUUCAGAUAAUGACAGAGCGGCGGCAGGGCAACAAGAAGGUGACCAGAGUCUCGGGGCUGGAGUCGUUCUUGAUGGAUGCUGAGGCCUUGGCAUCUGAGCUGCAGAAGAAAUUCGCAUGCAGUACGACAGUGGCAGAGCUUCCAGGGAAGAAGGGCCAGCAUGAGGUUCUAGUUCAAGGUGGGGUAAUUGAAGACCUGGCAAGACACCUUGUAGAGCAAUAUGGCAUUCCAAAGAGAUACAUUGAAGUUCUUGACAAAACCAAGAAAUGAGAGGAAACAAAGCUGCCCACUUUAUUAUAGGUGUGGCCUGCCUGAUUGGUGGACCUGCUGUAUUCUUGGGCUGGGAAACGUUCCUUUUGGGGUCUGCCUGAUGAAGCACUGUAGAUUGACGGUAUACUUACUGUGGUGGUAGAAGGCGCGAUCAGCUUCGGCAGUCUCCUAGCAUUCUAAAACAUUGCUAUUAUGGAUUUUAUUUGGAGGUUAACGUGUGGUGCACAGGAUGUGACAGAGGUAGGGAGGGGACUCUUUUACUGGACGGUCCUAAGCUGAACCCUGUUUGUUUUGGCGAGCUCCACCGUAAAGUGGUGUAAUGUAUAGUAAAUGAGUAAUAAUAAUCAUUACAAAGGUAGUUACAAGUAAACAGGUUUUACUUC